AUGUUUAAUCGUGGAGAAAGAAUAUCAUCGCUCGGUAAUAACGUCAAUAGCGGCAAUCUCAAUCAUAAUUCAGGUAGUGUUUUAACGCCCCCAAAAAGAGGAGUGCAUUCAUCAAUCAACAAUAAUAAUAAUAACAACAACAACAACUCGAAUGUAAAUCUUAAACAAGAGCUACUUGAGGAACAGAAACUCGAAAUAAGAGAAGCAUUUCAAUUGUUCGACAUGAAUGGAGAUGGAUGUUUGGACUACCACGAAACGAAAGUUGCGUUCAAAGCGUUAGGAUUUGAACUAACUAAGCGACAAGUGUUGGAUAUAAUUCGAGAAUACGAUACAGACGAAACCAAUUUGUUAACCUAUGACAACUUUUACAAAACAGUCGGGGAGAUGAUUUUGAAAAGAGACCCGUUGGACGAAAUUCGUCGAGCUUUCAAGUUGUUUGACAUAGACGGAACUGGAAAAAUAAGUGUGAGGAAUUUGAGAAAAAUCUCUAAAGAUCUUGGUGAAAAUCUUAGUGACGAGGAAUUACAAGCUAUGAUAGAUGAGUUUGAUCUCGACGAAGACGGAGAAAUUAAUGAAGAAGAAUUUAUAAGAAUCUGCACUGAGUGA
Molecule: messenger RNA, 606 nt
Organism: Lodderomyces parapsilosis
Lineage: Eukaryota; Fungi; Ascomycota; Pichiomycetes; Serinales; Debaryomycetaceae
Product: centrin
Exons: 2
Coding region: 1-606 (201 amino acids)
Biological process (GO): spindle pole body duplication
Cellular component (GO): microtubule organizing center
Molecular function (GO): calcium ion binding; microtubule binding
Source: RefSeq, a predicted model, not a curated record